Condylura cristata (star-nosed mole) is the source of this 1782-nucleotide messenger RNA. RefSeq names its product isochorismatase domain containing 1 (gene ISOC1). Lineage: Eukaryota; Metazoa; Chordata; Mammalia; Eulipotyphla; Talpidae. Gene Ontology annotation, cellular component: cytoplasm. Bases 101 to 808 code for a protein of 235 amino acids. The record is from RefSeq and is a predicted model, not a curated record. The transcript is spliced from 5 exons.
CUGCUUCUCGGUCUUCGCGCGGCCCUCGUCCGUGCCGCACGGCGCGGGCUACGAGCUGCUCAUCCAGAAGUUCCUCAGCCUGUACGGCGAUCAGAUCGACAUGCACCGCAAAUUCGUGGUGCAGCUCUUCGCGGAAGAGUGGGGCCAGUACGUGGACUUGCCCAAGGGCUUCGCCGUGAGCGAGCGCUGCAAGGUGCGCCUCGUGCCGCUGCAGAUUCAGCUCACUACCCUGGGAAAUCUUACAGCUUCCAGCACUGUGUUUUUUUGCUGUGACAUGCAGGAAAGAUUCAGACCAGCCAUCAAGUACUUUGGAGAUAUUAUUAGUGUGGGACAAAGAUUGUUACAAGGAGCCCGGAUUUUAGGAAUUCCAGUUAUUGUAACAGAACAGUACCCUAAAGGUCUUGGAAGCACUGUUCAAGAAAUUGAUUUAACAGGUGUAAAAUUGGUACUUCCAAAGACCAAGUUUUCCAUGGUCUUACCAGAGGUUGAGGCGGCAUUAGCAGAGAUCCCUGGAGUUAGGAGUGUUGUGUUAUUUGGAGUAGAAACUCAUGUGUGUAUUCAGCAAACUGCCUUGGAGCUGGUUGGCCGAGGUAUAGAGGUUCAUAUUGUUGCUGAUGCCACCUCAUCCAGAAGCAUGAUGGACAGGAUGUUUGCUCUUGAGCGUCUUGCUCGAACUGGGAUCAUAGUGACUACGAGUGAGGCAGUUCUUCUACAGCUGGUGGCUGAUAAAGACCAUCCAAAAUUCAAGGAAAUUCAGAAUCUAAUUAAGGCGAGUGCUCCAGAGUCGGGUCUGCUUUCCAAAGUAUAGGAGAUCUGAAGGACUGGUAUGCUGUCACCAUCAAGCAGCAGAACUGUCAGCUCAGACAAGCUCCUGUCUCAACUAGAAUUAAAAAGUUAAGUUAAAAAUUGGCUCCUUUUUUGCGCCUCCUAGUGAAACAUAACAGUUAGAAACAUCAAAGGCUUCAGGUGCUGCUUAACCUUUUUUUGUUAAUGUGCUUUUAAUUAUUAAAAAUAAUUACAAUGGAGGUGCCUGUUUUGUCUCUAUGUAUUUACUGACCAUAACUUUCUAAGUGCACACUCUUGUGAAGUGUUCUGAAAUUGUGCUGUGCACUUUAAAGAAAAAAAAUGUACCCAUAAUAUAAUGGUUUGACUUUUGUAUUAUUGUACAAUGUAUGUUACAAUGUUAAUGUAGAUUCAAUGCUUUCCCUUUACAGGUUGUUUGAAAUAGGAUUCUUCUGUGGGAAUUUGAAAUAAGAUUCUGGCUUGUUACCCCCUUCCUUAAACAUGCAAUCAAUUUACUUGAUUGAGUGAAUUGCAUUGAUAUAACCGGAGAAAAUUAAGUUGAAUAAUCGUACAUCUUUUUUUGAUUAUGCUAAUAUUCUUAUUCUAGUCAUCAUUACUAAUUAUCUGUGAACAGUCUCUCUUUUAGUGGAAUCUUUUACCUAGAGACUCCUUGAGUCAUUGCUUAACUUAAUUUGUAAACAGGUGGGAUGAUUUGCAAUGCCAUAUAAUCAGUGGAGGCUGCUGUCUUAAAAUCUUGAAAGUAUGCCUUCAACUGAAUAUCUUAACAUCAUCUGGAAUUAAAUUUUCGCAAAAAAGAUAAAGGCUGGAUAAAAUGUCGUUUUCAAAUGUCCACCUGUGGUACUUUCUCCAUCUUCCCUCUACUUAUUCUUAAUGCAAAAGGGCAUCAGUAAAUGAUUUGGAAUAUUAAUUUUGUAGUCAUUGCUAUUCUUCAAUAAAUUUAUUUUCAUUACUUAUUAGAUGAUUUUAAAACAUUUUUAA